Molecule: messenger RNA, 683 nt
Organism: Pieris rapae (cabbage white)
Lineage: Eukaryota; Metazoa; Arthropoda; Insecta; Lepidoptera; Pieridae
Product: chymotrypsin-1
Exons: 5
Coding region: 1-669 (222 amino acids)
Biological process (GO): proteolysis
Molecular function (GO): serine-type endopeptidase activity
Source: RefSeq, a predicted model, not a curated record
AUGGUAUGGGCUGGUGCGUCUUCGGAAAACGCGCCGUUCGUGGCGGCUAUUUUAGAUGGCGAUAAAUUCGCCUGUGCUGGAGCUAUAAUGAGUGAGAAGUGGAUUAUUACUGCAGGGCACUGCGUUAAGGUUUUGGAACCCAAAGAUAUCAAAGUUGUGGUCGGUACAACAGACUACAAAAAGCCCGGCCAGACUCUCACAGUGGCAUCAAUCGAAGAACAUCCUAAUUUUGGUGAUAUCACGACGUUCAACUAUGAUGUAGCUCUAUUAAAACUUGCGUCCGACAUCAAGUUAGAUGACAAAACAAAAAGUAUUGCUCUCACCGGUUCCGAUAUUAAAUCCAAGGAAUUAUUAAAAAUUACUGGAUGGAAACAUGACGCAAAUACCAACUUGAAAUCACUGAAAUCUGAAGCAAUUAAAGAUAACAAUGAUUGUGCACGAUUGUCGUCAGUUGAAGCCGAUAAUUUGUUUUGUUUAGCAAAAAGCCAAAAUGAAUCAUAUAAUGGGGAACUAGGCCCGCGUGAUCUUCAAGGAGGUCCAAUCGUUGGUACUGAAAACAAACUGGAUGGUAUCAUCUAUACAUUAGUAAAACCAAAAAAAAUAAUUGGACUCGCUAUGCGUUUGAAUAAUUUCUCGGAAUGGAUAAAAGAAACGAUGCAAAAAAAGUAAAAAUGUACAUUUAA